Messenger RNA from Ixodes scapularis (black-legged tick), 3258 nucleotides. RefSeq names its product 2-oxoisovalerate dehydrogenase subunit alpha, mitochondrial (gene BckdhA). Gene Ontology annotation, molecular function: oxidoreductase activity, acting on the aldehyde or oxo group of donors, disulfide as acceptor. Gene Ontology annotation, biological process: branched-chain amino acid catabolic process. The record is from RefSeq and is a predicted model, not a curated record. NCBI's taxonomy places the organism in Eukaryota, Metazoa, Arthropoda, Arachnida, Ixodida, Ixodidae. The coding region runs from base 272 to 1630 and encodes 452 amino acids. The transcript has 9 exons.
CUUCGGCUGUGUUCAGCAUUUUAUGCUAUUUCGAUUUUAUCUGCGAUCAAAAAUGUGCGUUCUGAAUAACUCAGCGCGCAAAGUCGGGAACUGUAGUCCUCUGUUACCUGUACGGCCUGCAGCACCUGCAGCUUAAAAAAAAAUAAACGAUAAAAAAAAGGCUUGUAUAAUUGGCCACGCGCGUGACGGCAGUGACGGUCUGGUACAGUGGUACGGCUCUGGGUCCGCCGUGCUCUUCGUCUCAGAAAGCAAGAUUUGAAAGCUUUCCGCGAUGGCUGCUACUUUGUCAGCUCGACUUCUUAGGACUUCAGUCCGUAAGCACAGAAAUCUGAUUCAUCGAGGGCUGUAUCGGACGUCGGCACCGCUGAACCAGGAUGGCCAGAGCAUGAGCCAGACCCCGAUUCCGCCACUGGAGGACGUGGGUCCCCCCCAGUUCCUGGGCCUCAAGUGCGACUGGACCGAGAAGCUCCGCUUCCAGGCGCAUGUCGCCACCGAGGGGUAUCCCGUCUACCGGGUCCUCAACCGGGACGGAAAGGUCCUCGACCCCUCGCAGGACCCCCAGCUUCCCGAGGAGAUGCUGCUGCGGAUGUACCGGGGCAUGACGCUGCUCAACAGCAUGGACCGCAUCCUGUACGAGUCCCAGCGACAGGGGCGCAUCUCGUUCUACAUGACCAACUACGGCGAGGAAGGAACCCACUUCGGCAGUGCCCCCGCCUUGGACGACGGGGACCUCGUCUUCGGCCAGUACCGGGAGGCUGGAGUGCUGGUGUGGCGCGGCUACCCGCUGCCGAUGUUCAUGAGCCAGUGCUAUGGCAAUGAGCUGGACGAGUGCAAGGGGAGGGGCAUGCCCGUCCACUAUGGCUCCAAGAAGUACAACUUUGUCACCAUCAGCUCGCCUCUGGCCACCCAGAUGCCUCAGGCCGUGGGCAGUGCCUACGCCCUCAAGCUGGCCCAGAAGAACAACUGCGUCAUCUGCUACUUCGGCGAGGGAGCGGCCAGCGAGGGGGACGCCCACGCCGCCCUCAACUUUGCGGCCACCCUCGACUGCCCCGUCAUCUUUUUCUGCCGUAACAAUGGAUACGCCAUCUCAACCCCUGCCUUCGAACAGUACAAGGGUGACGGAAUAGUGGCGCGGGGUCCGGGGUACGGGAUUGCGUCGAUUCGAGUGGACGGCAACGACGUCUUGGCCGUCUACAACGUCACCAAGGAGGCCCGCCAGAUUGCCGUGGAGGAGAAGCGGCCCGUUCUCAUCGAGGCCAUGACCUACAGGAUCGGGCACCACAGCACAUCGGAUGACAGCUCGGCGUACCGGUCGGUGGACGAGGUGCGGUCCUGGGACCAGAAGGACCACCCCAUCUCCCGCUUCCGCAAGUACCUCGUUCGCAGGGACCUCUGGGACGACGACAAGGAGGCCGACUGGAAGAACGAGACCAAGAAGCAGUUGAUGCAGGCAUUUGCACGUGCCGAAAAGCUCAAGAAACCGCCGGUCAGCUACAUGUUCACGGACGUGUACGACGAAAUGCCGCCUGCACUCAAGGAGCAGUGGGACGGUCUGCGGCAACAUCUCCAGCAGUACAAAGAGCACUACCCCACGAGUUCCUUUGCCGACGAACCUGCACAGACCGACUGAUGGAUCGACGCACAUCACACUAAUGACAACGGGGCCCCGCCAGACGGAAUGCUUUCUUUCCAUUGCAUCGUUAUGCAGCAAAGACCCUCGAAAUUUUGCGCGACAGUAGUCACGUCUGUGAGUGUAAGAUGUGGCCGUGCUUGUGCUUGUAACUCGCCAAACGUAAGCCAGUAUUUUUUUUUUAAGAUGGCACCCAAGCCGAACGUUUGAUUGCUCCAAGGGUGAGCAAAGUUUCGUGUUGAGGCGAAUCUAGCGGCGAUGAAUCGGUGCAAGCAUGUCGCAAAUGGAUUACUUCGGUUUGGAAAGACGAAAACAUGGAGAGGGACAGAUGACCGCUCCGUCCUUGCACUUCUCAUUUUAAUUUGUUUCAGCCAGAGGAGUCUAUUGGUGGGCGAGGUUUGGUGUGAAAGGGACAGUGACUUUUCGGCAUCUCGACGUAGGGCAUUUUGCUCCUCGUGUACUCGAGUCUUUCUUUUGCACAAAAGCUAAGAAAAUUGUUUUCUUUUUCUUUGUUUUUAAGGUUUAUGUACAUUUUUGGGCAUUCUUUCUGUAACUACCUGUGCCUCAUUAUCUUUUUAGUUAAUUAGAAACUCUCAGUUCUCGCGGCCGAGUGGUUUUACGUUUUGAGCUUGUUCGACGGCCGUUCCGGGCCUGUACUUCGAAUGAAAUACCACGGUGUGAUAGCUUUUUCUUCCCGUUUGUCGGGAAAGAAGUGGUUUGUCACACUUGGAGAUUUCGAGCGGGCUUUCGGUAAGUUUCCGCUGAAAGGCACGGUCGGCGCAAACUCUCUUACAAGCGCAAGCUGCAAACUCUGCGUCGAAUCACGUGACUGUAGUACAGUGUACUAGAACAUGGGGUAGGGUUUGGACCAGCGCGACUCGACAAUGGGAGCUUGUGAGGCUGCGUGCGUACACAACAAUCGCGGCGCUGCAGUCGACAGGGCAGCAGAAAGUUGUUGCAGUUUGCGCCUGCACACGGUGCAUGCGCACAACCACUACCAUAGUAACACUACUGCUGAUGCGCCGCUGUUGACACCUAUUGCAAUCUACACCACACACACCUCAAGAGAGCCGCUCCGGUCCCUACACUACCCCGCAUUCUAGUAAACUAAUUGUACCGUAGCGCGAAGCAGUCGUUGCGGUAAGGAAGAGGCUAAAAUACUCAUUUGGAGCUUCCGCUUCAGACGGUCGUGUUAUGUGGGCAUUUGCGGUGAAAUUGGGUGCCUCUACAAAUUCAUGCAUUUUUUGAGGCAACGAAUGACAUUCUCCGAACAUUCUGGUAAUGUCCGUCUGAAAGCCGGAACACACUCUGUGAUACAUUCUGUUUCUAAGCAAACAAGUUAAACGCUCGCCCAUGUUUCCUUAAAACAGAAAAGAAAAACAUAAAUGCACUCGCUUUGAAUUUACCAGUCUUUUUCUGACUCAACUGGUUCGGUGCAGCACCGGCUUCCGUCUUCAUUCCGCACAUCCGUUUUCCGCACUCGUUUUGUGUCGAAGACGGCAGUCUAGUCGUCCACAGGGCAUGCUUACUGUUACGGACGUAUGGGACGAACCAAAUCUUUAACUUGGUGUGGAAGAGUGCUGGGCACUACUUGGAUGUACAUUAAAAAAAAUUAUUUUGGAAGUGAA